Messenger RNA from Ananas comosus (pineapple), 898 nucleotides. RefSeq names its product thioredoxin-like 3-3. The transcript has 3 exons. Lineage: Eukaryota; Viridiplantae; Streptophyta; Magnoliopsida; Poales; Bromeliaceae. The record is from RefSeq and is a predicted model, not a curated record. The coding region runs from base 193 to 597 and encodes 134 amino acids.
CAAAUUUAAUAACUAUAUAUAAAUAAUAAAUUAAUUAUUUUUAUUAAAAAAUAAUUAAAUUUAAUAAAGUUAUUUAAUAAAUUUUAUAUCGUUCGCACUUUGGGGUAAAGAAUUUGCGAAGCGGCUCCCUCCCUUCCCCUUGUUUUUCUGUUUGUCCCUUUCUCUUCUCCGGGGGCGGAGGAGGACGUUGCCAUGGCCGAGGAAGGUGAGCAGGAUCAGGGAGAGAGGAAGGGUUUGGAAGGGACGAGGGAGCUCUCCCUCCCCGCAAAUCGCCAUUGCCACAUCCGCAGCGCCUCUAGCGAUCAACAACUCAAGGAGAUCCUCGACGAGAUCAAAACAUCCAAAACCCCCGUGGUUAUCAACUAUGGCGCCUCAUGGUGCCGUGUUUGUAGCCAGAUCCUUCCUUCCUUCUGCGAGCUGAGCAAUAAAUUCAAAAAGCUUUCUUUCGUCUAUGCGGACAUUGACGAAUGCCCUGAAACAACUCAGCAUAUACGAUACACCCCGACUUUCCAAUUCUUUCGGGAUGGAGAAAAGGUCGAUGAGAUGUUUGGCGGCGGGGAGCAGAGGCUGCACGAUCGCUUAUGGUUGCAUUCGUAGUAAAAACUCGACUGUCAUUAUAUAUAAGGAAAUUCCUCUCAUGCAUCUGAUGCGCAACCAUCUUAUAGGUCUCCCAAUGAAAUUUUGUUUGGGUUUUCAUUACUUGGGUAAAUGGCACAUCAGUUGGUAAUUGCUUGUUUGCACCCAAGGUUGGUAUUGCUGCAGAUUACUAACUGAGGGUAUCUUUCUUGCGUUUUCCAUAUGGAUUGGCAUACCAUCAUGUAGCAAAUUGAGAAGCUAUUUUCUUGAAUCUUGUUGUCGAUUUUAGGUAAUUAUUUCAGCUCUUUGGUACUUUGAGGCA